CAGGCGGCCCGCGGCUUGCGCGAGCCGAGGCCGCCCCAGCGUCCGGAGCGCCGGCGCUCGGGCUCCCGCGCGGCCAUGGCAGGGCCGGGCCCGGGGGACCCGGACGAGCAGUACGAUUUCCUGUUCAAGCUGGUGCUGGUGGGCGACGCUAGCGUGGGCAAGACGUGCGUGGUGCAGCGCUUCAAGACCGGCACCUUCUCGGAGCGCCAGGGCAGCACCAUCGGCGUGGACUUCACCAUGAAGACGCUGGAGAUCCAGGGCCAGCGGGUCAAGCUGCAGAUCUGGGACACGGCCGGCCAGGAGCGCUUCCGCACCAUCACCCAGAGCUACUACCGCAGCGCCAAUGGGGCCAUCCUGGCCUACGACAUCACCAAGAAGAGCUCCUUCCUGUCGGUGCCACACUGGAUCGAGGACGUGAGGAAGUACGCGGGCUCCAACAUCGUGCAGCUGCUGAUCGGGAACAAGUCGGACCUGAGCGAGCUCCGGGAGGUCCCGCUGGCCGAGGCGCAGAGCCUGGCUGAGCACUAUGACAUCCUGUGCGCCAUCGAGACGUCGGCCAAGGACUCGAGCAACGUGGAGGAGGCCUUCGUGAGGGUGGCCACAGAGCUGGUCAUGAGACACGGGGGCCCUCUGCUCAGUGAGAAGGGCACCGACCACAUCCAGCUGGACAGCAAGGACGUCGGGGAGAGCUGGGGCUGCGGGUGCUGACCAGGGUGCAGGGCGGGCAGGCAGGGGCCGCCCCACCUCCUCCUCCCUCUGGCCUGCCAGCCCAGCCCCCCAGCGCCGGCCCCACCGGGCACCAGCCGGCCGGAGUCUGGAACCCUCCACCCCGUGGCCUGAUGCUUGAUGGGGACACUGUCCUCCAGGAAGGAGCGGGGUUCCUCCCGCAGGAGGCCUCUCACACUGGGUAGGGUGUGGGGCCUGUCCUGCCGGCCAGCAGCUGCCCCGCUGUUGGCUUUGCAUCCCGGGACUGGCCCGAGCCUGCCGGUGUGGACCGGAGCGUGUCUCCCCUGCUCCCCGUGUCCUAGUUCUGACCCUCUCACACCUGAGCUGCUGCAGGGGGUUGCUUUCCAGCAACGUGGCUGCGCCUGGGUUCUCCCAGGCCAUCCCGGGGCCUCUGGGUGUACCACGGGGCGGAGCAACCGCACGGCAGACUCAGGUCCUGAGCUCGGCCCCUGGGAGCCCUAACUCCUUCCAGACGUGGGGCCUCCUUCCUUUCUUCACUGCCAGCUCUAAGCUCACAGGUGCCCUGGGGCCCGGCUCCUGCCUUAAUUUAGCAAGACCUCCAUCUUCACAGUUUUCCCGGGUACGCGUGUGGGGUCAUGCCACUCAGGCUGCAAAACUGGCUGACUCUUAAGCGCUGGCUCUCAGAAGCUUGAGGGUGGUGGGAAUGAGAUGGGAAUGUGGACAUUUAAGGGAGAGUCAAAUCUGUCACCCCCGAGGCCCAGGUCUGAGAAGGACCCCCAGGGCCCCUGUCCCACCCCAUGAGAAGAAAUCCCUCCUGCCGCGUUCAGAGCGCCAGCUCCCCCAGCGCUCCUAGUCUCGCUUAGAGAACCUCCCCAGACAGAAGAGGCGAGGCCCUGGCAUCUCACCCCUGUGGGCCCACCGCCCUCAGUGGCCUCUCUGUGCACUGGGUGCUGAGGUUGGAGGGCGAGGGACUUGGAUCACUGGGGCCCAGAUCGCAGGGAUCAGGCUGAGGGAGCAGGUGAUCUUCCCAAGCCAACCCCAGCCUCUCCUGUCAGCCCAGUCCAGCCCCUCAGCGCCCCCCCCCCCAGGGUGGGGCCCAGGAAGUACCUGCCCUCAGAGCCCGGAGGCGGCCGCACAGCUGCAGCUCAGGCUUCCCGCGCCUUCCACCCCAGCCCCUGGUCCCAGGUAGGCCUGGCCCCCAAGCCGGAAGCCAGACCUUGUACAGCAGCCCCAGGGGGUGGGGCUGGGUGGGGCUGUGCAGGGCUGCGACGGCUGAGCCUCGUUCUGGAGGGGAAGGAGCUCCGGAGGAGCUGGGGUCUGUGCAGAGGGGUGGGAAUGGGAGCAGAAAGGCCGCCUGGCUUCCCUCCUCCGAGGCUUUGCUGAUGGGAGGGGCCCAGCUGCUGGCAGGUGGGGCUGGUGUCUUCCAGCCCCUCCCCUGUGGGACCCGGGCUCCAGCUGCACAGUAGGAAGUGUCUGCACUGGGGUUCCCCAGAGGGGCGCCUCUCCAGGCCAAGGGCAGAGGUCCUCCAGCCCCUCCACCUCCCUGCUAGGGGCUGAUGUUGAGCUGGGCAUCCAGUCCAGGCCCCAGCUGGAGGACAAGUCUCAAAGAUGUCACCUGCUGUUCUGGGGGGUGUGUACCCCCAGUUCCAGCCACUGCUGCUGGGCAUGGCCCUCAGCUGCCUCUCGGGGCUCAGGGAAGGAGGGAGCCCCGGCUGCCGGAAGGGUCCCCGGUGCCCACGGGCACAGGAACAGGCAGCUAGCCGCUGCCAGGGGCUCAUCUGCCAGCUUGGGCUGUGAGCCAUCCUCCUCCUGCGCCCCAGACUGGAGGCCUGAACCCUGCACAGGCCUGGCUUACAAGGGGAGGUGGCCUCACGGUGGCUGCUUGGCUCACCCAGAACCAGGAAACAGCACUUAACUCCCCCGCGUUCACAGUCCCAGGAUGUCAGAGAGCUGCGCCCGGUGGGUCUCCUGCCCCCCGCCAUCCUCACACGGAGCAGCCUCACUCCAGGGGGCUAACCGAGAACUCAGGGGUCACUCCAGGGUCCCCGCUUUGCCUCCCCACCGUCCCACCGUGCCCCGUCCCCUCACCUGGACACCUCACUGACCCCCGUGGCCUGGGCUUCCAGACCCCAGUGCCCCACUGCUGCUGUCAGAGUGGCAGCUGUGGAAGGUCCGUCCCCGCCCUGACACCCCCAGGGGGCCCCAGUGUCCUCGGAUACUGCCCAUCAACCAGGUGUCCAGGGCCCCCACAGCUCCUCCGGCUUCUCCCCAGCUCCCGCUUGCCCCCAGGAGGACUCCCUCUCCAGGGGGAUGCCUCCCUGCCCUCCUCCUACAGGUGACCAGCUGGACACCUCUGAGAACUGGCCCCAGCUAGCCCCUCACUCGCUGUCCUCUCCGGCAAGAAUGAGUUCCUUCCUCGCCCCUCAACCUGCGAGGUCCUGAGGUCCCCGUCCUGGGCUGAAGCCGUUUCCUGCAGAGAGGCACCCGGGGCCUCCAGGUCAGACGCAAGCGCCAGCACUCAGAGCCCGCCCUGGGCGGGCCAGUGGGUGCCCGGCCAGGCGGGGCUUCACGACCUCUCUGGGCCUCAGCCCUCCAUCAAAUGGGGACCCGGGCAUGGGAAAGAGAAAACAGGGAACUUCUGAAGACAGAACGCAGCCCCGCCCAGGGCCUCUGGGCGAGAGAGCAGCUUAAUCUCUCCCUUUGUUUAUAAGUCACCCAAGAGCUGGAGCCGGCGGGGUCAGGGUCCAGGGUGCAGGGCGCAGCGGGAAGGAGGGCCGCGGAGUGUCCCAGCCACCACGGAGGAGGGUGGGCUGUGGCCUGGGAUGAAGGGAAUCAGACAGAGGAGGAGGGACAGGGAGCCCGACUCAGAGCCAGAAAGGGGGGGUCCCUGUCCCAGAAGGGGGCUGACCCCGGGACACAGGCCCCGCAGGCGUGGAGCUGGAGGAGCUCCCAAUUCAUAUUGAAUUCAGUUACUUCUCCCCGGGAGGCCUCCGGGCUUGGGCCUCGGGGACCCAGCGCUGCACUGUGUUGGGUGGGGGGGGAGGGCCGCAGCCCAAGGAUGCGUUUGGGAAUCUUUCACAUUGCCUAUUUAUGAAUAUAUAAAUCUUUAUAUCAAAUCUAUUUUUUAAAACAUGGAAAAGUUGCUUUUAUGCAGACUUAGCAGAGCCAGAGUACACAUUCCUAAACCAUUAAACAUGUCCACAGCGA
Camelus dromedarius (Arabian camel) is the source of this 3894-nucleotide messenger RNA. It is a transcript of the gene RAB43, whose product is annotated as RAB43, member RAS oncogene family. Gene Ontology annotation, cellular component: Golgi apparatus; insulin-responsive compartment; recycling endosome. The record is from RefSeq and is a predicted model, not a curated record. Lineage: Eukaryota; Metazoa; Chordata; Mammalia; Artiodactyla; Camelidae. The transcript has 3 exons. Gene Ontology annotation, molecular function: GTPase activity; GTP binding. The coding region runs from base 76 to 708 and encodes 210 amino acids. Gene Ontology annotation, biological process: cellular response to insulin stimulus.